Molecule: messenger RNA, 1278 nt
Organism: Ascoidea rubescens DSM 1968
Lineage: Eukaryota; Fungi; Ascomycota; Saccharomycetes; Ascoideales; Ascoideaceae
Product: mannose-1-phosphate guanylyltransferase
Exons: 1
Coding region: 1-1278 (425 amino acids)
Biological process (GO): biosynthetic process
Cellular component (GO): cytoplasm
Molecular function (GO): transferase activity
Source: RefSeq, a predicted model, not a curated record
AUGACAACUGGAACUACUAAAGCUAUUAUUCUUGUUGGUGGUGACACUCGUGGUACCAGAUUCAGACCCUUAUCAUUAGAUGUUCCCAAACCUUUAUUUCCAAUCGCUGGCAAGCCAUUACUAGCUCAUAUCAUCGAGUCAUUGUCCGAACUUCCAUCCUUAAAGGAAAUAUUUUUAAUUGGGUUUUAUGAAGAAUCUAUUUUCAAGGAUUUUCUAUCUGAAAUUAAGAGAUCCUAUCCAAAUAUAAUUAUCAAAUACCUUAGAGAAUAUAAGGCAAUGGGUACAGCUGGUGGUUUAUUUCAUUUUAGAGACGAAAUUAAAAGAAAUUCUCCUGAUAAUUUUUUUGUUAUCCAUGCUGAUAUCAUUUGUAAUUUCCCAUUUAAAGAAAUUUUGGAAUUCUAUAAUGACAAAAAUAACUACUAUAACGAUUUAGACUGUAAAACUGUUAUUAUGGGUAUUUCAAAAUUACCUCAAAAUAAUGAGAAAUCUGCUGAAAAUUUCGGUACUAUCGUCUCCGAUUUGGAUGAUAAAGUUGUUCAUUAUGUUGAAAAACCUGAAUCAAAAGUUUCAAAUUUAAUUAAUGGUGGUAUUUAUCUAUUUGAUAGUAAAUACAUUAUCAAUAAAAUUGCAAAACAAAAAUUGAAAAAAGAAGUUCUCAGUAAUGAUGAUUAUCAUGCAGAAUUUGUUGAUUCAGAUGUUGUUUCUUUAGAACAUGAUAUUCUUUCAAAUCUACCCGAUGAUGAAUCCUUUUUUGUUUAUAAAACAAAAUCUUAUUGGAGACAAGUUAAAAAUCCCGGAAGUGCUUUAAUCGCUAAUGAAUUGCGUUUACAAGACGCUUAUCAAAAGCAAAAAUCCUUCAAGACUAUUCCAAGUUCUUCAAAUAUCAUUCAACCAGUUUUCAUUGAUCCUUCUACAGUUGUUUCAAAAACUGCUAAAAUUGGUCCAUUUGUUUCAAUUGGUCCAAACACUUUUAUCGCAGAUGGUGUUAGAAUUAAAAAUUCAAUCAUUUUAGAUGGUGUUAACGUUAAGCCAAAUGCCUGUAUUUUAAAUUCAAUCAUUUCAAAUAAUUCAACCAUAGGUAAAUGGGCAAGAAUCGAAGGUACAAAAAUUCAUGUCGAUGAUCUAUUAACUUAUAUUGAACAAAAUGGUGUCAAAUUUAAUAAAGCUUGUAUUUUAAGUAGUGACAGUCACGUUAAUGAUGAUAUUUAUGUUAAAAACUGUGUUGUCUUGCCAAACAAAUCGAUUAAGUCUGAUGUUAAAUAUGAGGUGGUUAUGUAA